CAUGGCCGGCAACCGCCGCUGCUCAUGGCGGCGAUUGGCCGCCGGCGGCCUGAUCUGCUUCCUGAUCCUCCAGCUCCACUCCUUCCUCCGCCAUGUCGGCGUCGAGUUCGAGAAAAUGAAGCAAAUUCUAGCUCUCCAUCCCCUCCCUCUCCGCCACCUCGAGCACGUCGAAGAGUUGAUUCUCCUCCCGCCCAACGACCUCCGAGUCGACCCUCGCGAAAUCGACCUCGUCCGCGAAUUCCUCGACGCAUCCUCCCGUGCUCGGACCAUUUUCUUCCCGGAAGGCGCCGUCGAUCCGAGAACAGAUGAUCGGAGAUACUUCCAUCCCGGGAAAGUGUGGCUCGACACCGACGGGAACCCUAUCCAUGCACACGGCGGAGGCGUUAUGUUCGACGAGAAAUCGGGGCUCUACUUUUGGUACGGAGAGUAUAAAAAUGGCUCGACUUAUCGUGCCGGCAAAACCGGGGUGACCCGGGUGGACAUCACCGGCGUGGGUUGCUACUCGUCGACAAAUUUACGGGAAUGGAAAUACGAAGGAAUUGCGUUGGCAUCGGAGGCGAACGACUCGUUCCACGAUUUGUACAAGACGAAGGUCUUGGAAAGGCCUAAAGUUGUGUACAAUGAAAGAAGCCAAAAAUACGUGAUGUGGAUGCAUGUCGACGACGAGUCCUAUAGCAAGGCUUCAGUCGGGGUCGCGACUAGCGAUUUUCCUAUGGGACCGUUCAAUUAUCUCCAUAGCUUUCGGCCUAAUGGGUUCGAAAGUCGGGACAUGACGGUUUUCAAGGAUGGAAACGGUGUUGCGUAUUUGAUUUAUUCGUCGAAUCGGAAUAAGGAGAUGCAUAUAAGCCCGAUGAGCCGGGAUUAUCUUCACGUCGCGAAUCGAACGAUCAAGGCCCUUGUUGGACAAUACAGGGAAGCUCCGGCCGUGUUCAAGCACGAGGACGUGUACUAUAUGGUGACAUCAGGAUGUAGCGGGUGGGCGCCGAAUGAGGCCAUGGUGCACGAAGCCGAGUCGAUUCUUGGGCCUUGGGAGAGCAUCGGAAAUCCUUGUGUCGGGGCAAAUAAAGCUUUUCGAGUGGCGACGUUCUUCUCACAAGGCACUUGUGUGAUCCCGAUGCCCGGUGGGGCUCCGGGAUCGUUUAUUUUCUUGGCGGAUCGAUGGAAACCCGACGAUCUCGGGGACUCGAGGUAUGUGUGGUUGCCCAUGGUUGUUAGGGGUAGAAAUGAGAGGUAUGUUGGAUUGCCAUUGUGGUCUAAAGUUUCCAUUUUUUGGCACAAAAAAUGGAUGAUUCCAUUAGGGAAAAGUGAUGGAGAAGAAGAAGGUUAAUGAAGCCAAAGGUUGCUAAUUUGGAGUUGAUAAUAUCACUAUCAAAUGCAGAGAUAGGGCUAAGGCCUACCAAAAAAAU
Andrographis paniculata is the source of this 1406-nucleotide messenger RNA. RefSeq lists its product as uncharacterized. Bases 2 to 1327 code for a protein of 441 amino acids. The record is from RefSeq and is a predicted model, not a curated record. Gene Ontology annotation, molecular function: hydrolase activity, hydrolyzing O-glycosyl compounds. Gene Ontology annotation, biological process: carbohydrate metabolic process. NCBI's taxonomy places the organism in Eukaryota, Viridiplantae, Streptophyta, Magnoliopsida, Lamiales, Acanthaceae. The transcript has 3 exons.